Molecule: messenger RNA, 2030 nt
Organism: Geodia barretti
Lineage: Eukaryota; Metazoa; Porifera; Demospongiae; Tetractinellida; Geodiidae
Source: the annotation of a GenBank genome assembly
AUUGAAGAUGUUGAUGACAACCCUCCAACUUUCCCUGAGCCUCCUCAUUACACUAUCCGUGAGGAUCAGUCGAUUCUGACACCGUUUGCUGUCCUGCAAACUGAAGACCGUGAUACGCCAGAAAACAGUGACGUCUUCUACUCUAUCACAGGUGGAGAAACAACCGAGUAUUUUGAUGUCUUCAGUCAAACUGGGCAGCUUUACCUCAACCAGCUAGUGGAUAGGGAGACUGAGGUUGUCCACCUGCUGGAGAUCACUGCUCAGAGUUUCCUUGGUGAUGCAUCAGACUGCACAGAGCUCAGUUGCUCUGUGACCACUCUCACAGUCUCACUGAUAGACGUCAAUGACAACACUCCACAAUGGUCCCUCAGGGAGUACAUAAUUGGUGUCAAUGAAACUACUGUUCCGGGUACAACUAUUGGAAGAAUAGAGGCGCAGGAUGCUGAUGCUGAAGACUUUGGUCUGGUGUGGUAUCGACUCACGGUGCCGGCUACUCCACUGGUUACUCUGGAGGAGGACACCGGAGUACUCCGACUCAACCAGAGUCUGGACUUACUCCAGUUCAGAGUGUCUCCCGUUUUCACGGCAGUUGCCUUCGAUAACCGCGGCUCUUCCCCCUCCUCUAUCUCCAUGAAUGUCCCAGUCGAGCUUGUGUCGGUGGCUGAAGAGUAUCUGGUGGUACUCACCAUAUCACAGUCCCUGGCUGAAGUUCAGGCAGACAUGAAUCAGCUUCAGAGGGUAGUGGAGAUGGUUCCUGGGGCAAGGCUCUCAGUCUAUGACAUCAGAGAAAGCACUGCUAGUGAAGAAGAAGCUGGAGGAAGAGUGGUUAAGAGACAAGGCCCACAGACUGACGUGGUUCUGUUUGGGCUCAGCUCUGACGGAGGACAGCUGCUCACCUCACAACAGACACUCGAUGUUAUAUCCAACAAUGCCAGUGUUUUUGGAGACAUGUAUACCAUCACGACUGUGAAGGUAUUUCCAGUGCCAGCCUCCGAAGAGGACUCAGAAGAUUUGGACAGACUCACUCUGACUAUUGUAGUGGCAUCAGUGGUAGUUGGAGUUCUGUUGGUGGUUCUCUUUGUCACUCUCUGUGGCUGCUGCUGGCUACAAAACAGGUUUCCUCCUCAUAUUAUACACACUCAGUAACUACUGAAUAUUAUCAUGUUUUGUCCCUAUUCUCUCUAUUUAGGCUGAAGCAGAAGAGAAAGUAUUAUGAGCCAAGUCAUCGUUCUAAUAGACAAGGAUACCGAGAUGAGAGAGAGAGUGUGCGCUACUCCACUGCUGAAGGGGUCGAGCUGUAUGGAGACAGCGAACUGUUCAGGGAUAGUUGGGGAGAACGGGGAUGGGGUGAGGAGGGGGAGGACAUGUUCAGACCCAAAGAAGUCACCAUGAGGGAGGGUGGCAGGCGGAAUAGAGAUGGAGGAGCCACCGAUAGUGGAACGAGACCCUGGGACUCUCAGAAUUCUGAAGAGGUCCGGAGAAGUGUUUUGUACGAGUCAAAGGAUUUUGUCAUGGAUGUGUUUGAAGAUUCUGACGUGGAGGAUGAAGGAAUGGAAGCGAGCCCAGCUGUCGAUCUCACUGCAGAGGGUGGCGAGGAGACAGAGCCCCAGAGGAGUUUGGGUUAUAGUUUGGAGGGAGAAAGAGAGGAAGAAGACGAUAUGGUGCCCAUGCUAAGGCCGCAUUCACAUCUUGAAGACAUACAGGAAGCAGUGGAAGAGGAAGAAGAGGAGGAAGAGGGGGAAUGGGAGGAUGGGACGACGGGGGCAGAGGUGUGGGAGGAGGGAGAAGGGGGAGAGGAGGAGGGGUGGGGAGAUGAGGAAGAGGAGCCCAGUCCCGCAGACAUGAUGACAGAGGAAGAAGCGAGAAUGCUGGCAGGUCCUUAUGACGACGAGGGCCUGCUGCCAGACCCUCUUCUCUUCUGACACUCUUGUUGCUAACAUUGUAACAUGCACACAAUAAUUAACUAUAACCCCGUUACUUAUUAUGCUGUCAUCAACGCUAAACAGGUCUUGUUGUGCAAGCGCAACGGA